Messenger RNA from Penicillium alfredii, 3228 nucleotides. Its product is annotated as mannose-ethanolamine phosphotransferase GPI13. The record is from RefSeq and is a predicted model, not a curated record. Gene Ontology annotation, cellular component: endoplasmic reticulum membrane. The transcript has 2 exons. Lineage: Eukaryota; Fungi; Ascomycota; Eurotiomycetes; Eurotiales; Aspergillaceae. Gene Ontology annotation, biological process: GPI anchor biosynthetic process. Gene Ontology annotation, molecular function: mannose-ethanolamine phosphotransferase activity. The coding region runs from base 1 to 3228 and encodes 1075 amino acids.
AUGGUGUCAACACCGACCAAGCGUGUGGGGGAUAGCGCAGGCCCCAAUGGCCCUAGAGGCGUCUCCGCUGCUUCUACCGCCAGAGGUUCGGACCAGUCGCCUGGUGCGCAGUCCAUGAAGAAGAGGAAUGGGAUACAAGAUGACCUGGCACGUCGGCUGGAGCAGGAUUUCAAGACAAAACACUUGGGUGUGUUGGGUGUACUGGCGUGGAUCCUGCUUCUGCACGUUGCCGGCAUCUACUUCUUCACAAAGGGAUUUCUUCUCACGCGCAUGGUCCUCGACAACGCAUCUUCCUGCCAGGUGCUUCCCUUCGACGACGCCUCAACGCAAUCACACUCGACACCGACGGCGCGCCACGGCGGGAAUGGUUGCUGGCAUGAGAAAUCUUUCGACAAGGCUGUUGUAAUCAUAAUAGACGCUCUCCGAUACGACUUCACCGUGCCAUUUACUCCGACGGAAGAGAGUGAUUCAGCCCACCUCUUCCAUGAUAAUAUCCCCGUGCUAUAUGAGACCGCAGUCAACAGCCCUGCCAAUGCUUUUCUUCUCCCUUUCAUUGCCGACCCGCCGACCGCUACUCUGCAGCGAUUGAAAGGGCUGACCACGGGGACCUUGCCCACCUUCAUUGACGCGGGCUCAAACUUCGCAGGGACUGCCAUUGACGAAGAUAAUCUGGUCGCCCAGUUACACAGCGCCGGGAAGAGGUUGGUUCACCUCGGUGACGACACCUGGCAGUCUCUGUUUCCGGGGUAUUUCGAUGCCAACCUCACUCACCCCUACGACUCGUUCAAUGUUUGGGACCUGCACACCGUUGACAACGGCGUGAAUGAACACCUCUUCCCGCUCCUUCGUCCGGAAAAUCGCACUCAGUGGGACGUGAUCUUUGGCCAUUACCUUGGUGUGGAUCAUGCUGGUCAUCGCUAUGGACCUGACCAUGCAGCCAUGGCCGCGAAGCUUCAAGAGAUGGACCGAGUCAUCCGUGAUGUGAUAGCCGCGCUGGACGACGAUACUCUCUUGGUCGUCAUGGGUGAUCACGGAAUGGAUAAAAAGGGCGACCACGGGGGCGAGUCGAGCGAUGAGGUUGAAGCUGCCCUAUGGAUGUAUUCCAAGCGAGGGGCGUUCGGUCGCUUGAAUCAGCAGACUCUCCUGCCGCCCCAACACCCACGAGAACGCUCUGUUCCCCAGAUUGAUCUUGUCCCAACUCUGUCUCUGCUGCUUGGAAUGCCAAUUCCUUUCAACAACCUGGGUUCUCCCAUCGAGGAAGCCUUUGUGGGACCAAAGGGGAACAACUGGGCAAAUUUGGUGUCCGUCAAUCGUCUCACCUCCGCUCAAAUCAAGAGAUAUCAGCACCAAUAUGCAAUUGCACGAGGCGCGGGUGACGACGACGAGUCUUUGUCGCUCUGGUCCGCGGCGGAAGAGGAAUGGAAGAUCGCAUCGAAGAGCACAGCCAAGUCCACGACGGUCCGUGCCAGUUAUGAUCUUUACCGGAAAUACCAGCGACACACACUUGAUGUGUGCCGUGGGCUGUGGGCUCGGUUCGAUGUGUCCAACAUGAUCGAAGGAGUCAUCAUUCUGUUUGCCGGUAUUGCUGUAUUGGUACUUUACGCUCGAGGUCUGAAGGCGGACCGAACCGAGCUCACGCCUCAGUUGCUUUCGUCUAUCUGUGUGGGAUCUGGGCUGGGUGCUGUGGCCGGUGCUGGGUUGGCCCUUUUUGGCCUCACGAACAUGGCCUUGCUUGAUAUGUCAGUAUUACUGGCUGCGCUGGGUGGCAUCAUUGGGGCCUCGCUCGCUCUGGUGAAGAAGCCUACAAAUCUGACUCUGCCUCUCCCCAAUGGCAUGUGGGGAUGGCUUUCUAUCUUCUUUACCGUUUCUCAGUCCAUCGGAUUUGCCUCGAACUCGUACACGAUUUGGGAAGAUGAGAUCCUGUUGUUUUUCCUCACCACCUUUGGCGUGUGUGCUGGUGUUUCGUCCAUGCGGCAGAAACUCACCACGGAUCGGGUGCUGGGUGUGUAUCACUCCAUUCUUUUCGUGAUCCUGGGCCGUGUGGCCUCGUUUUCCCGUCUUUGCCGUGAGGAGCAGAUGCCUUUCUGUCGUUCGACCUAUUACGCAUCUUCGACCUCCUCUGUCUCUGCUCCCUGGCAGCUUGCCAUUCCCUUCUUGGUCAUGAUUAUUCUUCCGGGUGUGGUGCGUGCCUUUUAUGCUGGCUCCAAGUCCUACGAAGGCGCCGCCACCUUGUGGAUUGGCUUUGCUUUCCGUUUCGGCCUUCUGGUCGCAUCGCUGUUUUGGAUGCUUGAAGGCGCGGAUGACGGCGAGUGGUUUUCCUUGCGCAAAGAGAACCUCAAGUCCAUCCGCGUAUUCUUGGCCCAACUUGUGUUUGCCAUCGCCUUUGGGGCUGGCACCGGUGCCUACCUCUACUCCAAGCCUUGUGUCAGCAUCAGCGUGAACAAGCCCCAGCCAGACGACCCCAACAACCCCCCAGCUCCCAUCAUUGCUGGCCAACAGCAACAACCCCGGACUACGGUGACGAUCCUGGGCUUCGGCAAUGUGUAUGGCACAAGGUUCUUUUUCCUGGUGGUGAACUUUGCACUUGCGAUCAUCCUUAUGCAAAAGCCCAUGGGCCAGGGCGCCAUCGCGCUGCUCGUAUGCCAGAUUCUGUCGCUUCUCGAGAUCCUCGAUACCAACGCCCUAACCCUCACCAACUCGGCCAUUGGGCCCGUGGUUCUCGGCGUCCUCGGCUCCUUCUACUUCUUCAAGACGGGUCACCAGGCUACUCCUAGCAGUAUCCAGUGGGAAACAGCCUUCAUCCCGCUGUCUACCAUCAAGUACCCCUGGUCCCCGCUGCUAGUGGUCCUCAACACCUUCGGUGCCCAGAUCCUGGCUGCCAUCGCCGUGCCUCUCACCGUGCUCUGGAAACGCCCCCUGAAAACCCAUGACCGAGACUCCCCUUCAUCAUCUUCUCCAUCUUCCAAGCCUCACAACCCAGCCGCCAAGCUCCUUUCCGACGUCGUCCAGGCCGCCUGCACCCACCUCCUCUAUUUGGCUACUAUCAACCUCGCCACAACCAUGUGGGCCGGCCACCUCCGGCGCCACCUCAUGCUCUACCGCAUCUUCAGCCCCCGUUUCAUGAUGGGCGCUGCUGUUCUGGCUAUUGUCGACGUCAUUCUUCUGCUGUUCGCUGUCACCGGCGUGCGCUGGAGCAUUCUCAGCGUUGGCGAGAUCUUCGGCUGGUGA